Molecule: messenger RNA, 10668 nt
Organism: Anopheles bellator
Lineage: Eukaryota; Metazoa; Arthropoda; Insecta; Diptera; Culicidae
Exons: 5
Coding region: 1-10668 (3555 amino acids)
Cellular component (GO): nucleus
Molecular function (GO): ATP binding; ATP-dependent chromatin remodeler activity; ATP hydrolysis activity
Source: RefSeq, a predicted model, not a curated record
AUGGAUCCGAACGAGAGCGGUCAACACGCACAGGGACCGCCGGCGCCGCCACCACCGGUCGACGGUCGAAGCGCGCCGUCCAUCGUGCCGACACUGACUCCGGGCAAUGGGGUCGGCUUGGGUAUGAGUUCCGGGGCUGCCGCGGCGUCCGCUUACCAUCACCCGCACUACUCGCAGAAUGCGGCCGCCGCCGCCGCGGCAGCCGCGGCCAGUCACCAUUUGGCGCCUGGUUACGCGGCCGCCAUGAUGGACCACCAUCAUCAGCACGUGAAAGAUGCAUACUACCACCAUCAUCACCACGGCCGGCAUUACGAUCCGUACGCCAUGCACCACGGCCACGGUGGCCCGUACCAUGCUCCUCCCCCACCGCCCUCAGUGGUUCCGCCCCUGGGGUCGAUGAAUCCGAUGCACUCGCAGCAUUCCUACCACCAUCAUCACCAUCCGCACCAGAAUCCGUACGGUCACUCGGCGUACCAUCCGCAUCAGCCGGCAUCACUGUACCCACCGCCACAGGCGCCCACCGGCAUGCACCAUCAUCCGGCUCAUCACCACUCGUCGCUGCUACCCUCGACCACCCCUGGCUCUUCAUCCAUGGGUCAAUACUCAGGCAGCGGUGGCGGUCAUCAGCAGCAGUACCCUGCCUACGGGCAGUCUGUCGCAGCUACGGAUCAAUCAGUUGGCGGUCACUAUUACAACCAUGGCACUGCCGGGGGCUAUCGGGAUGAUAAGGAUAUGCUGAUUGGUCCGCCGGAACCGCCCCACGGAGACCCAUCCGGUAUGGGCGGCUUGCCAGCCACUCCCCCUACGCAGACGGCUGGCCCUACGGCGACUGGAGGUGGUGGAGCUACUGGCAGCACUGGUGGCGGUGGAAAACGUAAAAUUGAAAUACUCGACAAUAUUCUGAUAAAAAAAUCCAAACACAUCCCCGAAGCGGCCGGCCCAAUGGGCACGGGCGGGAGCAGUGCUCCGCCGGCACCUUCCAGCAAUCAAGUACCGCCACCGCCACCAGCGUUUUGUCCACCCCCGGUGCCGGCUGACCAGCAGGGUCCACUGGUAGGCGACGGUGUUAAAUCGUCGUUCCAGAUAUCCAAUUUGCUCGACGACAAGAGUUCGAAGCAACUUCCGGCCGUGCCGGGAGUCGAUAUGAUGGGUGCAGCAGUAGCAUUGCCACCGGCGCCACUCGAAGUUCGGGGCAACGGUGAAAAAAAGCAAACGACCGGCCGCCAUGGAGCGGGAUCGAAAGCGAACAAGAAAACGGCUCACGAAGGUGGUUCCGCCAGAAGCAAAAGCGGGCCAAACAAUGCCAAACACGAUUCCUCACACUCCGCACACUUGGCCGGUGCGAGCGGCAGUAACGAGACACAACCACCGACUGCUGACCACCAGCAGCAACCGGCGCAGCAGCAGCAGAUGGACUUUGAAAUUUCCGAAAAGCUCAAGGAGAUGGGCGAAAUCAGCGUCAAACCGGUGUCGAAGACGGACGCGAAUGCCAAAGCGCGGCAGCAGAGCGCCGACCUCGAGUGUAACGAGGAAAUAUCGCUCGAGAUCACCAAGAAGGAUGCGGCCGCCAUACGCAAGGUGACCAAUUUGCGUAAAAACAUUAAGGAAGUGAUGGACGAUAAUCAGCUGGACGCGUCGACGCUGGCGGCGCAGCGGCAGGAGCUGGAGCGGUUGGCGCGCGUCCAGGAGCAGCAGCGCAUAAUCCGUGAGGUGCAGCGCCAACUGGCGCUCGAGCGCCAGACGAACAAAACGGAACAGAAAGUGAUGCAGUUCCUACAGGGACACGCUUCGAUACUAAAAUCACAGCAACCCGGCACAUCCAGUGGGGCCGCUGGUACGUCAUCAUCGGCCAGUGGCGGCGCUGCGUCCGCCGGUAGCCCCACGAUGGCGUCGUCCUCUGCGACCGGCGGACCGGUGCGACUUGGGUAUGUGAAGAAUCCGUUCGAAACGCGUGGCCGUCCACCGAAGAACCGCCAGCUGUUGCUGAGCACGACACCGAUCUCCACGGUAACGGCCACCACCGCUGGCAGUGUCAGCGCAACCACUCAUCUCACACCGUCGGUCAGUAUUGCGCCCGUAAAGGCCAGCACCAGCAGCGCGGUGCCGCUUCCUCCAGCGUCCACCUCUUCGUCCUCGUCGUCACCGUCCGUGAUUCCGGUGCGCACGUUCGAGGAGAUGGUCGACGACAGCGAGGGCGAAGAGCUGGAACCGGAGGACGAAGAGGAGGACGAGGACAGCGACGGUGAGGUGAUCGCGCUGCCGGAGAAGAAGGAGAUCGUGACGAUCGACAGUUCGUCGGACGACGACGACUGCAUCGUGCUGUCGGAUGACGACGAGGAGGAGCCGGAGGACGAAUCGGACGAUGACCCGCAGAACAGCGGGCUGCACGUGAACGAUGCCUACAACGUGCCGGACGAGCAGGGUCGGGUGGUGAUCAACGUGGGCCACGCCGACGGCGAGGAGGACAUCUUCCUUGCGCCGCAGAUCGCGCGCAUCAUUAAGCCGCACCAGAUCGGUGGCGUGCGGUUCUUGUUCGACAACAUCAUCGAGUCGAUCGAGCGCUACGACUCGUCGACCGGGUUCGGGUGCAUACUGGCCCAUUCGAUGGGCCUGGGGAAGACGCUUCAGUUAGUUUGCUUCUGUGAUAUAUUUUUAAGGCACACCAGCUCGAAGACGGUGCUCGUCAUUAUGCCGAUCAACACGCUGCAGAACUGGUUGAACGAGUUCAACACCUGGCUGCCGGAUGAUGCGACCAACAGUCCACUGCGCAACCACGGCGAGGUGCGGUCCCGCAACUUCCGCAUCCACAUCCUGAACGACAGCCACAAGACGCUCAAGUCGCGGGCCAAGGUCGUGCUCGAGUGGGCCAAAAAUGGCGGGGUGCUGCUGAUCGGCUACGAAAUGUACCGGUUGCUGAGCCAGAAGAAGAUGACGAAGAAGAAGAAAAAGAAGAACAAAAAGGGUGGCCCGGCGGGGCCUGAGCCUGAGCCGGUUGAGGAGGAGAAGGAGUCGACCGAGGAGCAGCGCAACAUGUUUGACGACAUCCACGAGGCGCUGGUGAAGCCGGGCCCGGAUUUGGUGGUGUGCGACGAGGGCCACCGGAUCAAGAACUCGCACGCCAGCAUUUCGGUCGCGCUGAAGCAGAUCAAAUCGAAGCGGCGCGUCGUGCUCACGGGCUACCCGCUGCAGAACAAUCUGCUCGAGUACUGGUGCAUGGUGGACUUUGUGCGGCCCAACUAUCUCGGCACCAAGACGGAGUUUAGCAACAUGUUCGAACGCCCGAUCCAGAACGGGCAGUGCAUUGACUCGACGCCGCAGGACAUCAAGCUGAUGCGGUACCGGGCGCACGUGUUGCACUCGUUGCUGCUCGGUUUCGUCCAACGCCGGUCGCACUCCGUGCUGCAAACGUCGCUCCCGCAGAAGGAAGAGUACGUGCUGCAGAUCCGUAUGACCGAGUUCCAGCGCAAGCUGUACAGCGUGUUCAUGAACGAGGUCGUCCGGACGAAGGCGGUACCGAACCCGCUCAAGGCGUUUGCCGUGUGCUGCAAGAUCUGGAACCAUCCGGACGUGCUGUACAACUUUCUCAAGCAAAGCGAGCGUGAUCUCGAUCUGGAACUGGAGGAACCGGAACCGGGGGCGGCCGGAAAACAACAGGCUGAUCCGGCUGCCAUAACGGCGGCGGCGACGCCGAUGGAAGUGGACGGUAAUGGGCCGCCGGCGCUGCCGAACGUUUCCCCAACGAUGGUGACGAAGCCAGCCCGCAAGAACGCGGCGAUUCCGAAACCGGCCAAACCGUUGGCGUUGAAAAAGGACGGAACACCACGCAAACCGAGAACACCGAAAAAGCUGGCGGCCAAUAAUAAAUCGCAGGCGGUGGUGGGAAAGGACGGCAAGAUCGUGCCGGCUGCCACGAUCAGCCCGAGCAAUGUGACGUCGAAGGAUCCGAACGCCAUGGAUACGUCGCCCGCGGUGCCCCCGAAAGCAGAACCGGGGCUGGACUUUGGUGGAGCCGACCGAAACGGCGUGAAACACGGUGGCGAUGGUGGUGUACCGGCACCGUAUCCAGCACCGUUCCCUGGCGGUGAUGCCUACCCUUACCAGGGCGCCUACCAUCAUCACCAAGGGCCUCCACCAGGUGCGCCUCCGAAUCCCAACUACGCGGGCUACAAUCAAGACACGAUGAUGGGCCACCCGCAGCUAGCGGGAGCGUAUGAUGCUUACGGUGCUGUGGGCGGUGGCCAGUACAAUGCCAGCGGCACGCCGGGUGGCACGGACUCGUAUGGAGGGAUGUACGGUAACAACUACUAUCGCAACGAGUACACCAAUUCCUCGUACCAUCACGCACCGUACGAUCAAGGCUAUCCACCGUACGGUGGUGGUGCGAACCCGGUCGACACGAGUGCCAACGCCAGUUACAACCCCAGCAAUGGAGUGCCCGGUGGUGACGGGCAAAACGCACAAUCAACCUACUGGAACUCGGAGACCAACAAUGGCGACAAUGGCGGAAACGGUUAUAAUGCUUACGCUCAGCAACAAGGGCCACUGCCACCGAGCACCAGCAACGGUGGCGCGGAUGUUUAUCCUGGCUAUCCGGGGGCUGGAUAUGGGGCCACGACGAACGGUAACCCGGUGCCGGUAGCAAACGAAGCGCCCGGAUUGUAUGGAUACGCCGAAGGAGCUCAACAAUCCGCGCCAAACGGUGGCGGAGAUCCGACACCUUCUUCACCAUACGACAGCACUUACGCCACUGGUGGCAGCACCGUCAAAUGGGAGGAUUCGGCAACGGCUGGCUCCGUCAGCGGCGGUAACAGCAAACCGCUGUCCGACUCUCAGCAAUCGAUCGCCGAGCAAACGAACGCCAGCUGUGGACAGCUGCCGAUAAAACCCGAGCCGAGUGAAUCGAUCACCGACGAAGCAACAGCAUCGGUUCCACCCGGAACCGGCAGAGAUGAAUCGGGAACCGGGUUGGAUGCCAUUACGCAGGAGCAAGCGAACGCCCAGUACGCAAAUCAACCGUCGCUCGACGAUCUGAAGGAUCCGGUUAAACCGGAUCUCAACAGUGACAAGCCGAACGAAAUCGUCGACAUGGACACGAAGGACAUCAGCCCCAAGAUGGAGCUGGCGGGGGAUGCUGUGCCAGCGACCAUCGAGGCCGUCGAGUCCGUGAAGCAGGAAAUCAAACAAGAGACGAUCAAGAAGGAAGAGGAGGCCACUGGUGGCGUUAAGCAGGAGGCGAACGGGGAACCGGAGAUUGACAAAAAGGACCCUCUGUCCGUCGUGUCGGUGAAAAUUGAGAUUAAAAAGGAAGAAAAUGGACCGGUCAACGAGUGCAGUGCGGGUCCAGCGCUGGUGAACGGUGAUGCGUCGGUCACCGACGAUACUGAACCGACGAAGGACUCGAAACCAGCCGUCGUCAUGGGUACUUGUGAUUCGGCCGAUGCGGAGAAUGGUGGGGACGUUAAGAUGGUAAAGAAAGAGGAUUGCGUGGAAGUCAAACGGGAAGAUGACGAAGUUAAAAAGAUUGAGAAAGAGGAGGCCGUUGACGAAGUAUUGGGAGAGGACAAAAAACCAAGCAUCACACUUCCAACGAACGAUCCCUGCGGUGAGUCGAUUGGAACCGACGAUGAUUUGAAAGAUAAGGUGUCCCCGAAGAAGGAAGGCCCCACCGUAUUGCUGGAUGGCGGUGAUCUUAAAGAGGGUGAACAGAAGGUAGAGACAAUCUCCGACCAGGAGAAGGUGCCCGACGUGAUCAAGAUCGAAGACGAUUGUGUCGCCGUGAAGCUCGAAGAGGAAGGAGGCAAAGAAACGAGUUCCUCCACUACGUCGUCAUCGGCGGCGGUUGUGGCGGUGGGUCCAGGAAUAACACCCGGUGGCGCCGCAGGCACGGCAGCCAAGGAGCCGAAAGGAAAGGACGCCAAGGACGAGAUCCCGUACGAGUGGGCAUUUGAGUUGAUGAAGGGCUACGUUCCCGAUCUGCUGGAAAACUCACCUAAAAUGGACAUCUUCUUCUGCAUCAUGGAGGAGAGCAUCCGACUGGGCGAUCGGUUGCUGGUGUUUAGCCAAAGUUUACUGACCCUCAACCUGAUCGAGCGCUUUCUGCAGCGCAACAAAAUUCCUGGCACCGAGAGCUACUGGUGUCGGAACAGCAGCUACUUUCGUUUGGAUGGCUCGACGGUGGCGCAGGAGCGUGAGAAGCUGAUCAACGAGUUCAACUCUAACCCGAAUGUGCACCUGUUCCUCGUUUCGACCCGUGCCGGCUCGCUCGGCAUCAAUCUCGUCGGUGCGAACCGGGUUGUGGUGUUUGACGCGAGCUGGAACCCGUGUCACGACACGCAAGCCGUCUGCCGGGUGUACCGGUACGGCCAGAAGAAGCCCUGUUUCGUGUACCGGCUUGUGAUGGACAACUGUCUCGAGAAGAAGAUUUACGAUCGCCAGAUCAACAAGCAGGGCAUGUCAGAUCGAAUCGUCGACGAGUGCAACCCGGAUGCGCACCUGUCGAUGAAGGAGAUCACCAGCCUGUGCUACGACGAUGGCGAGGACGGCGAGGUGAAGGACUUUAGCCAGGAUAAGGACAAGUUUAUCGACAUCGUCAUGCAGCACCUGCUGGCGUCGCACUCGAAGAAGCUGACGAAGGCCCCGUUCGCUCACGAAAGCUUGCUCAUCGAUCGGAAGGAGAAGAAGCUUUCGUCGGCCGAGAAGCGGCAGGCCCAGAGGGGUUACGAACUGGAGAAGCAGGCGGCCACCAAACCAACGUACUCGUACACCUCUAUGGGAACGACCUAUCGGGCGAUCCGCACGUCCGACGGAUCCAUCAUCCAUCGACCCGUGGCUUCGGUACGGCCCAUGCAAGCGGGCGAUGCGAACAAAACAAAUGUGGCUGGCGUUCGACCGACUCGCUGGAUACCGGCCGAAGUGUGGCAACGGCAGGGCAUGACGGCACAGGAAAUGACGCUUCCAAUCGAUGUCGUUAUACCGACCAGCUCGGCCGAUAAAUCCAACAUCGUGCUGAAGGCGGGCCAGAAGGUGAUGGUGCUCAAGUCGCCCAAGGGCAUCUACAUGCAGCUCGAGAGUGGCAAGAUCAUUGCCAUCCGCACAGCGUUCAAGGUGGGCCAAAGCAAGGACGCUACUCCGGCCAAAGGGGGCAUCGUAACUACCACUCCACCCAGCAACACGGCGGCCAGUGGUGGUCGCCGUGGAUCGAACCUGACGUUCAGCACGGCCAAAGCUUCGUCAACGCUGCUGCUCCCAAAGAACGGCAGUGGUGCGGCAAGCGACUUUUCCGAGGGCAACUCGCUGAGUAUCGCCUCAAACUCGGACGAUGACGAAAAGUCCGACUCGAGCAUGCUGCCCCUGACGAUCAACGACGAUGGGGACAGCGAGAAGGAAACGAUGAGCGUGGACGAUUACCCGGACAAGCCGGGGCUGAAAAAGGACGAUGUGGAGCAGGGCAUGGUGCUGAACGAAAAGACUGACACGACCAGCAGCACCGGGAGCAUGAGCUGUGGUGGCAGCAGUAGCAGCGGGGGCACGAACAAUAGUGCGAUCCACUCCGGGACCGGUGCGUCAACCUUUAAGGCUGCGUCACACUCGAAAGCGGGCGAGUCGCUCGACAAGUACCCCAUGAUUCAGUCUCCGUACACGGCCAAUUCAACCGCGAACCGUGCUGCAUCCGUCCAUCAAGCACAUCCACCAGUACCGCAGCCACCUACGGCCACCGUCACGAUCGAUGACGAUUCUCCUCCGAUGCGCGACAAGAUGGUUUUUAAGCCGAAUUUGGUCGAACGCAAGGCGAAGGCGUCGCAGUCGGCGUUGAAAAACUACCGCCACAAGGCGGGUAAAGCGCAGGAGGCCAUGGUUACCACGGUGACAACCGCCGCGGCUGCUUCGAUGGCCGGUGACGGCACCAAGCCCAGCGGUGUAGCAACUGGCACCGGCGGGAUAACUGAAUUCCCGCCAUCCGGUGGUAUUGGUGUGAGUGAGAUCGGUGCAGGUAACAGCGGUGUCAGUGGUCCGCCAGGUUACAAUAGCUUGACCAUGAACAGUAUUCCGCCGACCGCGAACAAACCGUCGGGUCAACAAUCAUUACUGAUGAACGUGAACGACGGAACGGGUGUGAAGAAAGCGACACCAGCAGCAGCAGCAGCAGGCGGACUGAACCCACAGGCCAUGGACUCGUACCCGGCGACGGAUACACCCAGCAGCGGAGGAUAUCAUCUUCCGCAGUCCCCGCAUGCACCAACGUCCCGGCCGUCAAGUAAGGCUCCCGCUGGGGCGAUACCUUCUCAGUCCGGAGCGUCCGGAGAUGGGUUACCGACGGGAACUCAACAGGCGUACUCUGCCGCUUACGGUCACCAUGGUCCACCGAUGGGGGCUGGUGGCGCCAAAAACCACAUGCACCAACAGCAGCAGCAACAACACCCGCUUCGCUCAUCGUCGUCGGUCACGCCACCUUCGCCUUACGGUGGCCACAAGAAUCUACAGCACCACUCUUGGAUGCCGUACGGUGGCGGCGCCGCUUCUUCCACGAGCAGCAGCUCUACGGGAGGCGCCAGCAGCUACGGCCAUCCGGCUCAGCACCAACCGCUGCAGCACCACCACCAUCAGCAACAUCCGAGCAGUUUCCCGCAACACGGCCAAGCCCAUCAACAUCAUCAGCAGCAGCAGCAGCAUCGCUCUCCGCAGCAGCAUCAACAUCACCAGAACCAGCCUCAGCACCAUCACCAGCAUCCGCAGUACCAUCAACCGACGGCGACAGGAUCGGUACCGCCACCGCCGGCACCGUACGAGUCGAGUUUGAACUUCCUGGAGAAAACGACUUCGGCCUUGAUCAACAAUCAAAACCAGAGCGAGUUCCAGGCGUCCCUGAGCAGCAUCACCCGCUCGCCGACGCCCACCGACGGGUACGUCGAUUACGCACCGAAACCAGCGGCCAGCACUGGUGCCGGUGGAAAGAAGGGCAGUGGUGGUGGUGGCAAAAGCAAAACUCCGAAGCAACCGAAAAACGAUUACGGGGCAGCCAAGAAGGCACUCAAUAAGCGCAACAAUCCGUCGCCGUACACGCACAUUUCCUCGUCAUCGGCCUCCUCGUCACCGUCGGCAUCGCCCGCGGUCAUGAAUCUUCCGCCCGGUGGCGGUGUCGCAGUUCCGCCAGUCGCGGCCUACCAGGGCUACCAGGCGAUGCCACCAACGACAGCAGCAGCAGCCACAGCUACGGUCCCUCCGCCAGCGAACGCAACCACGAUCGGAGGAUACUACGACCACUAUGCACCGGCCGGGGGUGGUGCUGGUAGCGGCCAUCAGCAGCCGACCACGGGCUACGGUUCUAACGUGUUUCCGGGUACCACAAACGCGCUCGCACAGCAAGCACCGCCAUCGAGUGUGGCCGGGUACGCAGGAACAGGCGUAGGUAAUGUGCCCGGUUCUUCGUACGCGGGGCCGUCGUACACAUCGAGUGGCAACAGUGCAACGGCAACGGCGACUGUGCGUUCCAACUACUACCACCACCAACCAUCGGGAGCAGGAAACGCCAUCGACUCGAAUGGUCCUGCAGCUACCCCAACUUCCCAAGCAGGCAGCGCUGUGCCAUUAGCGAACUACGCCACACCUGUCUCGCAACCACACCACGGCUCAUCACCGCCCGAUGCCGCCAUGCCCCACUACUCGCAACCCCAAGCGACACCGGCCACGGUACCGGUUUCAUCGUCGCCUACCCCAUCGCGAGGAUCACGAGGAUCUUCGUCCUCGUCCCAUCAGCAGCAACCACAUCAUCUGCAGCACCAGCAACACCACCAUAUGCAUCACUCGCAGCAGCAUAUGCAACAGCACUCGCUCCAUCCACACCAGCAUCAGCAGCAGCAAGCGGCUCCGAUCGUGCAACCCGAUUAUCCGGCCUACCAGAUGCCCUCGGCACCGAUGGUACCAACUAGUGACACGGCGGCCCCGCCUGCCAUGUACGGACAGCCGCAGCAGCAGCAACCACACCACCAACAACAGUCCCAUCAACACCAGCAUCAUCAACAGCAGCAGCAGCAGCAGGGAAGCUUCAUUCCGUACCCGACAUCUCCGCCGGCGUCGACGGGCGCUUCGUACGAGACUGGCACGGUGGCUCCCGGAAGUCAAAAUGCCACAGCCACCACUACUACUGCAAACACGAACGGAUCCGCGUUCCAUAGGCCCGAAAGUGGUCCUACCACGACGACUUCAUCGACGACGGUAGCAGCAGCAGCAGCAGCAGCACCUCCGGUGGCCGUCCCACCGCCCGUCUCAAGCUACGACACACCGCCAACGUACAUCCCGGAUGCCAAUGCUCCAACCUACCAUCAUUCCCAGUACCACCAUCAUGCCGCGUACCAGUCGGGACCGACAGCGCCUCCCCAGUACAAUCCCCAGUCGCAGGGCUACUAUCCUCCACCACCGCCGCCGCCACCGUCGUCGGCCUACUCGUACUACGCGGCACCCGGACCGUACGGUGCCGGGGCCGCCCAACCGGACCCGGUACCCCAGUACCACCCGUAUCCUGCCCCACCGGCACCACCUUCUGGCCCAUCGAACCCGCCAGGCAGUGCCACCGCCGGGGCCGGCGGUGCCCCUACCGGCGCAGCAACGACUGCAAGCGGCUACAACUAUCCACCGUACCCGAGUCAACCCGGCGUUGGCCAGUGGCAGUAA